Molecule: messenger RNA, 2001 nt
Organism: Magallana angulata
Lineage: Eukaryota; Metazoa; Mollusca; Bivalvia; Ostreida; Ostreidae
Product: acetylcholine receptor subunit alpha-like 2
Exons: 1
Coding region: 172-1383 (403 amino acids)
Biological process (GO): signal transduction; chemical synaptic transmission; regulation of membrane potential
Cellular component (GO): synapse; neuron projection; membrane
Molecular function (GO): neurotransmitter receptor activity; transmembrane signaling receptor activity; extracellular ligand-gated monoatomic ion channel activity
Source: RefSeq, a predicted model, not a curated record
UUAUAAAAAAAAAUAUGACGGAAUCUAAAAUUUGAGCCUUAGUUUUUAAAGCACUAUCUAUCAGCACGUCAUUCCAGCGUGUCUGCCUAUUACAGCCAGUCUCGCUCAAUUAUCGAUAAAGCGAAAGCACAUGCAUUCGUUCUCUACAGUUAAGAGAAAAAAGUGAUUCUGAUGAAAAUGACGACGACAAUGUUGAUGCGCUGGCUGUAUUUAAUUUCUCAUCUGUGUAUAUGUGUUUGGGGGAAGAAACACUCGGAACGGUUAUACGAAUUUCUGUUUCAAAAUUCCUCGUACAACAAAGUGUUAAUUCCCACUGUGAGGGACAAUGACACUCUGAUGAUGAAUCUGACGUUCUUACCCAGAGGUAUAAGCGAGUUUGAUGAAGUCACUGGAAAGAUCUCCAUCGCAAUGGGUUUGGACAUACGUUGGAUAGACAGUUCUUUAAGGUGGAACCCUUUGGAAUACGGGGGCGUGUCCCACCUGGUGGUACCAGAGGACCACGUUUGGACACCUGUGUUGACACUGGCUAAUCCGAUUGACAGAAUUCCCGUUUUCCCGGAGGAUUCAUUUCCGGUGAGGAUUUACGCCAAUGGCAUGGUGAUAUGGAUCCGAGGGGGUACAAUAAGCAUCACUUGUCAACCAAACGUACGGUAUUACCCGUAUGACCAGCACACCUGUAGAGCAAAGUUCUUGACCAUUGACCGUAUUCGAAACGAGCUCAUGCUUCGGCCAGGGAUGCGAUCAGCUAUUCUUGACAAAAAUGAGGAAUGGGACAUAGCAGAUUUGAAGUAUCAUUCCUGCUUUUUCGAUGUGUAUUCUUGUUCAACAUUUGAGAUAAAGAUCAAGAGAAGGCCAGAGUUCUCGAUACUCAAUACCUGUAUACCAAUCAUUUGUUUAGGUAUUCUAAAUGCCUGUGUGUUUCUGAUUCCACCAGAAUCCGGAGAGAGAGUUUCCUUUGCCAUCACAGUGUUGCUUUCAUUCGCAGUUUUUAUGACAAUAUUCAGCGCGAUUCUUCCCAAAAACUCGGACCCGGUCCCUAUUCUGAGCUACAUUCUAAUGUUUAUGAUGAUUGAAAGUGGGAUUAUUGUGGUUCUUACCAUCGUCGGGCUCCGUAUCUUCCACCGACGGAAUGAUAGUGACUGCCCUUCAAAGACCCCGUGUUGCAUAACGAUUACUCGCUGUGUUGAUAAGAUCCAUGCAUGUAAUGAAGACACGCCGUUGAAUGUUUCUUGUCAGCAAGAUACAGAGCGGCGGAGCGAAACGCCGCAAAGAACCCAUUCCUGCGAUAGACUACAGCUCUUCGACCUGAUAUGCUUCUAUGUAUCGUUACUGGGAUUUGUGGUGCUUGUGUCGAGUUUUGCCAUUUUAGUCAAAACAGCCUAAAUGUGCAUAAACCACUGCAUGUAUGUUAAGUAAUAAGGCUGUAAGUUUAAAAAAUGUACUGUAUACUGGGAAAUAUUCGCCCCCGUUUUAUUUUCGCCCCUUUCGCCCUCGAUGUCAGCGGGCGAAUUGAAGACAGGCCAAAUACCAAUGUUCUAAGUUAUCUCUUUUAAUAGUACACAAUUUUGUCUGGGUAAAUUUAAGAAUUAAGGGGCGAAACUAUUCACAAGGGGAAAAGGGUAAAAAUAACACGGGGCGAAAAUAACCCUGUAUACAAGUACAGUAUUUGAUUUACAUGAAAUGUGAAAAUGAAAACGAGAAAAAAUAUGUGUUCGAUUACCGUUCGUUUCUGAACUUAGUCGCUAAUAGGCUCAUUAACUUUGCUGAUAUUUUGCUGAAAUUUAUAAUAUACGAUAUUUAACAUAUCUAUGCACUCUAUAGAUAAACAAACAAAUAAUAUAAAGCAUGUAUAUUUUAGUUAUAUUGAUUCUUUGAAAUUAGCGGCAACUGGGUACUUAGACGAGCUUGAUGUGGGUUAUUAUCAUAAUGAAUUGUUGUAAACUGACAAAUAUACAAUGCAAUUAUUUAAUAAACUGUUAUGUAACAAUGAAAUAUAUGUCA